UAAAAAUAUUAGAUAAUGCUAAAAAAGUAUGCUAAUGCAUAAUCAAUGUGGGUAGAUCGUUGGUAUUCGUUAGAUUGUAUUAAUUCGUGUGGUCGAUGAUAUUUGUAGGUACUAAAAAAUUUAAUAGAACAAUAUUAUAUUGAAUUCUUGGGGAAUCUGAUAUCUACAGCACGAGUAUAUUGAAGAAACAAUCAAAAUGUCCACAAAAAAAUUGCUAAUAGUGACACCGGAAGAAAGAAACGCUAUUUUGGGGUUGUUCAAUAAAAAUGAAGCUCUAUUAACGGAAGAUGUUGAAAUUCUACAAAAUUGGAUGAAAACCCAGAAACACCUGCCUGAAGUUAUGAGUAAAGAGCUAAUAACAAGAUUUCUCCUGAACAAUAAAUUUAGUAUAGAAAUAUCGAAAGAAAAAAUCGACAUGUACUAUACUAUUAGAAGUCUUAUUCCUGAGUUAUAUGAAAAUUCGAAUCCUAAAUUGCCGGAAAUGCAAAACGUAUUGUUGAAAACGUAUAUCUGCCCAUUACCAAAACUUCUAGACCAUUGUAGAAUAAACAUAGUUAAAUUAAAAAGUGAACUUCUAGAUGAUAACGAAAAAAUAGAUAUAGAUAAAUUCCACAGUGUGUGCUUUAGCUUUUUGGAGUUACGAUGCAUUGAGGGGGAGAUGAGCAUUUCCGAAAUAAACAUUUUUGAUUUAAAAGGCCUUAAAUUGUCACACAUAAGCAAUUUAACCCCAAUGUCUUUUAAACGUAUGGCAACAGUGCUUGAGAAAGUUUGGUCGGACCGCAUUAAAGCUGUACAUUUUGUGAACUAUCCACCUUUUCUAGACAAAAUUUUAGGAAUGUUAAAACUAUUUUUGAAACCAAAAUUGUAUGAUAGGAUACAACUUCAUAAAGACCAAGACUCAAUUAUGAAGUAUUUUGAUAAAAAAAUACUUCCAAAGGAUUAUGGUGGAGACGAGAUGUCCUUGGACGAAAUACAAGAAGGUUGGCUACAAAAGUUCAAAGAAUACCAACCCAAAUUUGAUGCAUUGGAUAAAUUAAGAGUGAAUGAAAAUCUAAGGGAUAGCAAACUCACAAAUGAUGAACUUUUGGGAUUCCAUGGAAAUUUUAAAAAAUUGAGUGUAGACUAA
Messenger RNA from Brassicogethes aeneus, 1126 nucleotides. The record is from the annotation of a GenBank genome assembly. Lineage: Eukaryota; Metazoa; Arthropoda; Insecta; Coleoptera; Nitidulidae.